AUGUACACCACCAACUUUCUAACCACCUUGACCACCCUCAUCCUCCUCGCCUCAGCACCAACAAACGCUCGAGUCAUCCCACCCCUACCGCCUCACAUCUUCCGCCGCAACACACCAGCACAAUCGCCAGCCCCAUCACUGAACGAUAAAUGCACAUUCACCCUCUUCCACAAACAACUCCUCACAACACCAUCCUCCCGUGACCGAACAAACUACAUCCAACUAAACGCUCUCACCGACAACACAAACGCCCUCACUAUCGACAUCGCAGCACAGAGAUCCCCCGCGGAACGUAACUCAUACGUCAAAGCCAGCGAGCAAGAUGUUUUCGUCGUAGGAGGGUUGUUGGAUAAUGCUAGUUUGAGUAUCACUGGGAGAGAGGGGAGUGAUGUUUUGGAGUUGGAGAGUGACGGGCGGAAAUGGUCGACUGUAAGGGCUGCGAAAGAUGUGGAGGGGAUGGUGGCGUGGUGUAACGCUGGGGAGUGGAAUGAGGGAGGGAAUGGUAGUAGGGAACGGAGUGUGGAGUGUGGGUUUCCCUGUGCGAGGAUUGAGGAGGCGGAGGAUGAGGAGGAGAGGGAGGAGCUGCGGUAG
Pyrenophora tritici-repentis Pt-1C-BFP is the source of this 591-nucleotide messenger RNA. RefSeq lists its product as uncharacterized. NCBI's taxonomy places the organism in Eukaryota, Fungi, Ascomycota, Dothideomycetes, Pleosporales, Pleosporaceae. The record is from RefSeq and is a predicted model, not a curated record.